CAACCUUUAUCUCUCCUCUUCCUCUUCUUUUUCUUCGCUUUUUAAAUAAUUUUAUUUUUUACUUAUUUCGCUUUAAAUGCGCCAGUGCGUCUAUAUGUGCAUGCGCUGUGACGUCAUUGUGCGGCACCGGACUUUGCUCUGCAGCAGAACCGACCCCGGUCCGGUUCGAGGCGGGUCGGAACCGACCGUCACUCCGGGCCAGGAUCUACUUUUCGUGCAAAAUGAUCCAAUCAUGGAUCAAUGAGCUGCAGCUGGUAUCAGUUAUUGAUCAGUUUACUGAUAUUAAUGUGACGCAUCAAGGUGGACGCCCGCAGGCAGCACGACUUCCGGUGAGGUUUUCAAAACAGAAGCGAAAGGGGUGGAGCCUCAGGGUCAGAGGUCAGCGCUGCCUGCUGGUGUUCCACAGGCCCAGCGGCUCUCUGAGGUCAUCUCACCUGGAGGUCAAAGUUCGUGGUGAGGAAAAGAGGAAGUGGCAGACGGAGAUGGAGAACAAGCGGCGCCAGCUGGAGGAUGAACGCAGAGCUCUGCAGCACCUGAAGUCGAAAGUUCUGAGGGAGCGCUGGCUGCUGGAAGGACCCGCUGGUCCGGACCAGAACCAGAACCGGGACCCGGACCAGGUCCGGAGUCAGCUGGAGGAGGACGAGGCCAGAAGCAGAACCUUGGAAGAGUCCAUCAGGAGGUUGGAGCAGGAAGUCUCCAGUCUGGAAACUGGACCUGUCUCUCAGACCAUAACACACUCUGUUGUGAUGUCAACACCUGAUCCAGCUGUUGAGGUCAAAGGUCACAGCAGAAUGGAGCUGGGCGGAGCUAAGCCGUCAGGUCAGGUGAUCCAAGACCCUGCAGAGGUCAAAGUUCACAAAAGUCUUAAAGUCAGUAAAUCAAGAGAAGCCCGGGGUGAGAUGAAGAAAGCCAUGUACUCAGUGGAGAUUAAAGUGGAGCGAGACAGAGUGACGGGGGAAACCAGAGUUCUUUCCACUAACACCAAACUUCCUGUUGACCUCUCCGAUCAAGGGGUCAAAGUUUAUGAAGAUGAACAGAAAGUGGUCCAUGAGAUGAACGGGGACGACGCUCACCUGCUCAGCUCCGUUGAGGUGGAGGAGCUCAUCCACAAAGCUGACGAGGCCUCGGUGAUGUCACAUCCCAUCACCACGGCAGCCUCCCUGCCAACAGGAGAAGUCCUGAGGGAGUCGGACCUUCCGCCAGAACCAGAACCAGGGUCCACACGGACCCCCAGUCACGCCCCGGCCGUCGCCGCAGAGAUCACAGGGCUGGAGGCGGCGGCCGGCGAGGAGCUGGACGUGGCGGAGGCCAGCGCUGAGAACCCGGUUACCAUGGUGUUCAUGGGAUACCAGGAUGUGGAGGACGAGGACGAGACCAGGAAGGUUCUGGGGCUGCAGGGCACGGUGAAGGCGGAGCUGGUGCUCAUCGAUGAUGGAGAUGGAAAGGUAGAUCCACCUGCCUGUGCUGCCCCGCCUUCUGCUGCCCCGCCCACGCCGACCAAAGCUCCAGAAACGGUGAGGGCGAGCAACGGGGAGGCGGCGGCGGAGGGAAGGGCGGCAGCAGGGAAGAAGAAGCAGCCGUGUAAAUGCUGCAGCAUCAUGUGAUCAUCAUGUGACUGAGACUGAACUAACUCCGCCCACUCCACCUUUCCCUUUAGCAACAUGACAUCACUUCCUGUUUUCUGCUGUCACUUCAACAAGUACUGAGAACACUUAAGUACAUUAGCAUUAGCAUGUUAGUAUUCCACUCUCCAGGUGUGUUCGCCUGUAUGCCUGUCUGUUUUCUAAAAGAGGAAAUAAAAUGAAGUUACCGUGAAGCUGUGUGUGUGUGUGUGUGUGUGUGUGUGUGUGUGCGUGUGUGUGUGUGUGUGUGUGUAUUGUUGACUGGUGAUGCUGGCGUUCCAGCUACUCCCAGCCUUGGUGGCUCUCAGAUUGUUUCUCAGUUUCUGGGUUUCUUCUCUCUGACGGCCCGGCUGGGUGUUCUGGCCGGGCCCUGAUUCCGGACCUCACAGCAGAAGCAGAAACAGAACCUGGUACUGAAUUGCCUCAGUUAGCGGACCCAGACUGUGACUCCAUCAGAACCCGUGGCUCUAUGCAGACCGGCCGGCAGCACCAUCAGCUCUUCCUGUUUCUCUUCUUCUACAGAACCUGUAGGUGGGCACCACGCCUGGGACCUGCUGUCACCAUGGUAACCACCAGGCAGAGGCCACCCAGGAGGUCAUCUGUCAGGAUGAAGGUCUCCCUGCUGCGUCCUCUUCACCUUCUUCUUCUCUUCCUGCUCUCGGUGAAAGCCAUUGGUUGUUUUCUCUGACCUCUGACCUCUGCUGUCUUUUCUGGAUUCUCUCUUAUCCUCUGAACUGUAAGUCAUGGAUCUUGUCAGUUGCUUUCUGAAUGUAAUGGGUCCAGUUCAUUCUGAUCAGACUGGUCAAAGAAGAGCCAUGGUUCCCCUGAUGGGACCCAUUGUGGCCUGUGCAGCUGAUAACAGCUUGGAUUCCUGGGGAAGCAAGUCCACCUUCCUGCAACAAACAGGAAGGGGUGGGGCCAGACCACAUGGCAGACCAGUAUCAUAUUUGGAAAUGGAACCAUUGCACUCCAGAAGUGAAGGGGGCGCUAUUUCCUAUAUUAUCCAUGGUCUCCGUUUUUAUUUUCUUUUGAAAUCUGUGAUA
Molecule: messenger RNA, 2665 nt
Organism: Xiphophorus maculatus (southern platyfish)
Lineage: Eukaryota; Metazoa; Chordata; Actinopteri; Cyprinodontiformes; Poeciliidae
Gene: palm1a
Product: paralemmin
Exons: 9
Coding region: 222-1604 (460 amino acids)
Biological process (GO): regulation of cell shape
Cellular component (GO): membrane
Source: RefSeq, a predicted model, not a curated record